Molecule: messenger RNA, 836 nt
Organism: Dalotia coriaria
Lineage: Eukaryota; Metazoa; Arthropoda; Insecta; Coleoptera; Staphylinidae
Product: STING ER exit protein
Exons: 3
Coding region: 98-742 (214 amino acids)
Biological process (GO): endoplasmic reticulum membrane organization; endoplasmic reticulum to Golgi vesicle-mediated transport
Source: RefSeq, a predicted model, not a curated record
GAUUUUCUUUGACACAUGACAGAAUUAACCUCAGAAUUCUUGUAUGUUUACAAACUAACGUUAAACAUCGCAGUUUCUGAAUAUUCUACAGUUUAAAAUGCCGAAAGUUGUAUCAAAAAGCAUAGCCUGCACAGAUUCCAAAGAUCAGGAAGAAUACAGUGAAGAAAAACCACUUCACUGUUACUACUGUUUAUGUGGACAAAUGACAUUAAUUUUGGAUUGUACUUUAGAUAGACUACCCCUGAGAAAACGUGAUGGAGCGCGAGUCCUGGACGCAUUAAAACACACUCACAAAAUAAUGUCAAACCCAGAUGAAAUUACCUACAUCAAAAGGCCAGAAGGCAUUGAAAAACAACACAGACUAAAAUGUAAAAAGUGUAAUCUCUGGCUGUACUAUAAACAUGAACCACAAAGUCAUGUGAGUUUCAUAGUAAAAGGCGCAUUAAUUAAGUCUACCAAUGAAGGACCUAUUACUGACAUUUACAAUCAAGUAGCUGCUGUGAAACCCAAGAAAAUCAUGGUUACUAAACACACUAAAAAUAUGGGCAAGUUUAGUUCUGUUACUGUGUCCACCAUAGAUGAGGAAGAAGAUGAAAUUGAAGCUAGAGAAGUCGCGGAUUCCUACGCAAACAACGCAAGAAUAAUCGAAAAACAACUGGAAAGAAAAGGAAUGAACAAACGAAAACUCGAACAAGAAGCGCAAGAAAUGAAAAAAGUUCGCGGCACCCUCAUCGAUAAAUAAUAGCUUCCCCCACUUUGUAUAAUUUUAUAGUCAUAUAUAUUUAUAAGGAAAAUUUGUUGGUUUUUAAACUUAAAAUUACAUUCAUGUACACAAA